Messenger RNA from Phyllotreta striolata, 5260 nucleotides. NCBI's taxonomy places the organism in Eukaryota, Metazoa, Arthropoda, Insecta, Coleoptera, Chrysomelidae. The record is from the annotation of a GenBank genome assembly.
CCAAAACAAGCAUCCGAUUCUGCGCAGUAGAGCUCCCUGUCCAAAUCUAUUGUUGGAAUAUUUGGAAUUUAUCCUGUGCUGUGUCAAUCAAAAUCCGAAGAUAAAACGGGAAUUCGUAGGCAAAAUCCACCUUUUAUUUACACAGUGUUGUGUAGUUUUAAGAAAGGAGUGCCGUGUCAACCGAACCGACUGUGUUGUCAGUUUAUCGGUGCGUGCAGUGCGUAUGAUCGCCUCUGGAAAGGACAAAAUAACAGUUAGAAUCCGUAACAUGAAGCGCAGCAGCGACAGAGAUACACCGCCGCGCAGCAAACGGUCCAGAUCGAGCAUGGGCCGAUACGACGACAGCUCCGACGAACGCAUCACCCCCGACAGGGUCCGGCGGCGCGGCAGUCGCGGCCGCAGCCCGAGCCCCCCGAGGGCGCGCUACGUAUCGCCGCAUCGCGACGAAUACAUGCGCCCGCCGGAGCGCUCCUACCCUUACAAAGUGCUCUGCGUCAGCGCCCUUCACCCCAAAGCCAGCGACGAGGUCAUCAAGGACACCCUCUACAGGGAGUACAAGAAGUACGGGGACCUCAGCAUCAGGGUCACGCACGAUUUGGACGAACGCGUCGCCUACGUAUGCUUCAGGAACCCGGAGGACGCGCGAGACGCCAAGCACGGUAAACCCCGCAUCAUUAUUUACGAUAAAGUCGCGAUCGUAGAGGCCGUGUACGAAGUACCCCGUUCGACGGACGUUUACAGAAGCAGGCCGAGAUCGAUCAGCCCCGAAUACGACAGGCACUAUUACGCCCGGUCGCCGGACCUCCGCUACGACAGGGCCGGAUACGGUUCGAUUCCCGGUUUGCCGGUGCACCGAGAGUACCGGCCGGUGCCCCACCACGAUUACCUCGCCCGACCGCCGGUGCACCACGGUCCGCCGCACAUGGUGCACGGCGGCGGCUACGGCGCCCCCAGGCAACACCAACACGCCCCCCGGCCGCCGUUCGAACAAAAAGAAAACAAAAAAGACAAGUUUCCCAACUACUUGCACCACAUACUACCCGAGGACGAUCCUCUGGCCACUCGUACGCUGUUCGCCGGCAACUUGGAAAUCAACAUAACCGAGGAGGAGUUGCGGCGGAUCUUCAGCCGGUACGGCGUCGUCGAGGACAUCGAUAUCAAACGGCCGCCGCCCGGUACGGGUAACGCUUUCGCCUUUGUGCGAUUCAAUACGCUCGACAUGGCCCAUCGGGCCAAAGUGGAACUGUCCGGCCAGUACAUCGGGAAGUUCCAAUGCAAAAUCGGCUACGGCAAGGCGACGCCCACCACCAGGAUAUGGGUGGGCGGCUUGGGGCCUUGGACGUCCGUGCCGCAAUUGGAGAGGGAAUUCGAUCGGUUCGGCGCCAUCAAAAAAAUCGAUUACGUCAAAGGCGAUAAUCAAGCGUUGAUUUUGUACGACAGCAUCGACGCCGCCACGGCAGCGGUGAAGGAGAUGCGGGGAUUCCCGUUGGGCGGGCCGGAACGAAGAUUAAGGACCGAUUUCGCCGAUGUAACACCGGGCGUUACGUACCGACCGAAGCCUCCGUACGGCUCGGGCGACGAUUAUCGCGCGAGAGAGGCCGAUUUCGACUACGAGUACGAUUACCGGAUGAGAGGCUAUCCGGAGCGACGGGGCGGCAGCCGGGAUUUGUACAGGGACGAGGAGUGGAGCAGAACGAGGGAUCCGGAGUUCGAACGCAGGAGGUCCGGUUCGAGGGGCUUCGACCGAUCGAGGUCGAGGACGCCCCGACGAUCGCCCGAUUCCGAUUCGGACGGCGGUUCGAGGCGGGCCGGGCUGUUGGCUUCGAGCCGAACCUUGCCGGAGGUGGCCAGGAAAUGUACGAUAGUCUGGCAGGGCGCUUUGAUCCUCAAAAAUUCCCUGUUCCCCGCCAAAUUCCAUCUGAUGGACGGAGACACCGACAUAGUCGACGGGCUCAUGAAGGACGAGGAGGGUAAACACCAAUUGAGGAUCACCCAAAGACUGAGGCUGGAUCAGCCGAAGUUGGAGGACGUGCAAAAGAGGAUAUCCAGCGCCAGUUCGCACGCCAUAUUUCUCGGUCUGGCCGGUUCGACGGCUUCGGUAACGAACGAUGACGCUUCGGUGCAAACCAGACCGUUGAGGAAUUUGGUGUCGUAUCUGAAGCAAAAGGAAGCGGCAGGUGUGAUUUCGCUAUUGAAUAAGGAGACCGAAGCGACCGGUGUUCUCUACUCCUUUCCGCCCUGUCCCUUUUCCACUGAGCUACUCAAACGUAGCUGUCCCAACCUGUCCGAUGAGGCCAUCAAGGAAGAUCAUCUCAUUAUUGUCGUGGUACGUGGUGGUACAGCUUAAUCUUUUUUUUCCUUUAUUUUUUUUUGUUAAUUCUGCAAUUUUAUUUCGCUUAUACACUGUAUUUUUAUUCUCGUUUUACAGUGAAACAUACAAAAGAAAGUAUAGUUUAUAUUUACAGAGAUGAACACGAAAUUUUGCUGUCUGUUUUCAGAAUUUUCUACGAUUAUUAGUAGUAGGGUUAGUAAGGAUACGAUAAUUUUUAUUUUACUUUUAUUAUUAUUAUAGGAUACUAGAGUAACCGGAUAAACCGAUGAAAUAGUUGGUUUUAUCAGUCGAAUACAGAAUAUUUGGAAAGUUACGUACGACUUAUCACAGAAGUAAAGUAAGGUACUUUUUAUCUAUAAUAAUUAUUUUGUUAUUAUACAGGGUGUCUCACGGACUUACACUAUUUGCGUAUGAAGAAUUACUUGUUAUUUUUAUAAGAAUUUGCAAAAGUUGGUUACCAAUUCUACAAAUUUUCAUAAAAAUAUCCUGCGUAGUUCUUCAUGUACAACUCAUUGGGACACCCUGUAUAUUUUUACAAGUAUCUGGAAACAACGACAGCGAAAUUUUUUAUAAAAUUACGUUUCACUAUAAUGAGUAUAUACUUUUUAUAUAGACGAAUAAUUUAGUUUUAGAUAAUUUUUCAGGGCAAAGUGUUUCUUGUGUAAGUUAAGGGCAAAAAUUCUGUUUUAAUUCUAAUCAGAAAUCGGUUUAUUUCAGGAAAUUGGCGAUCAUUGAGUUUUGUGUAGUUUUCUGAAGAAACACUUGAUUUAAAGAUACGUGAAGUGACAAAAUAUAUGAAAGCAAAAAAAGAAUUGGUGUCCUGCAGUUCUUUCUCAUGCUGUUUGUUUUUUUUUAUAAUUACUCUAAAAAGUAUUUGGAAAUGUGAAAGAACUGUAUAGAAUGCGUGCGCCGCCCAAUUAAUACAAAAAUCAGUAGUGUUGUGUAGUUUUAAUGAAAUAAUGUACUGCUUGAGACAAAAUAUUGAAUAUUCAGUUUAUUAAUUUUGUGAUCAUAGUGUUACUUCUCUUUGGUGUUUACUGAUAAUAAUCAUUGUACUUUAUUGAAGUUAAAACUGGUUCGCUCGAUGUAUAAUGUUUAAACUGUGUCGUGAAAUACAAAGUUGUUUCAAUGAGUUGUGUUGUUUAUUUUGGUGAGUGAGUGAAAAUUCCAACGGUGGUUUUUCAAUUUUGAAACUAAAAGAAUGGCAUUGUGAAUAAUUCGAAAACACGUGUAAAAUGUGUGUGAGUGUGUCCAAUUUAGUGGAUUUUUUUGUAUUUAACUGAGAAAAAAACUAUUAUUAAUUUAUCAUGAUACUAUGGUAAAAUGGUUGGUAAUAAAACAUUUUGUAAACUAUAGUAGUCAUUUUUUUAAGUAAAAAAAUCAUCCACUGAAAAGAUAUUAAGAUAAUUAGUAGUGGUGUUUACCAAUCAAUAUUAGCAGAAAUUAAUUGCAACAAUAAAUACAACCAUUUUCGUAUUAGCCAUCAAAUUUAGUUAAUUACCUAUUCCUAAUUAUACAUCCGUCCAACAGUAAAUACUAAUUACACGAUGGAUAGUAAAUGAUACAAGAUAACACAGAAAGUGAGCUCAAGUACAAUUACAUUUUGUACUCUUACAGAUUAUAACUAAUAAAAAAUAUUCACAGCAAGAUACACAGAAGAUAAUCGAAGCGGAGCAAAGGAGGAAGAUUCAGAAAUCAAUUAGCGAGACGACGUAAUAGAGAUCGGCGAAUAUCUUCGCGGAAUCUAAAAUGUCUGAAAUAUCGCGAGGGGUUUCGUCCCGCUCGGAUAUUUUGUGUAAAAACGUGUCCAGCGCGGACAAACCGCAGCAGAUCUGCUUCUGGAUGGUACCCAAGACGGUGCUGCUGUCGGGCAAUUGCAAUGAGAAUUUCUUGAUGAAUUCCGGCAGCGACGAGCGCUUGAUGAUGUCCCGCUUUUCCGGUUCCGGUAAACCGUUUCUCAAACACGAUGUCCACGAAGUGCCUAAAAGUAUUUAAGAAAUUGAAUGGGUUUGUUGGAAACGAGAUAUGUAAUUUUAUUAUACUUAACUAAAAUGUGAACGUAAAGAAAACUGAGCACAAACACAACGAGCGUGAAAUAAUACCAAGCUAUAAUAAAUGAUUGAAAUUUGCUAGCUUUCUUAUGUUGGUCAAAACCAAAUUAAUAUAGCUUUAUGCUAAUUAAAUUCAUUAAAAUAAAUUCGCUAUUUGUUUAUAAGGAAAGAGCUGUUCGAGGAGAGCCGAGUUAAGCUUGCGGGGCAAGCGAGAAAUGCGUAGAAGAAAAAUAAAAUGCAUUAGUAUAACUAAUUGCAGCGUUUCCAACAAAUAAAAAAAGCUAAAAGCAUUAUUAGCAUUUUGAUAAAAAAAAUAAAAGUGUAUUGUAGUGUAACAGCUUCAAUUUUUUAAGCCCUGCUCUAAAAAAAAGCAUACCGUACGGGUAAGUGCAAUUUUUUGCAAUAUGGUCAAUUCUGAGUUGAAAAAAGAAAUAUUAUUAAAUUACAAUUCCACAAAAUUAUUCUUUCUAUUUUCUUUUAUAUGAGACUAAAGGAAAUUGUCUUUGUUGCACCAUAUUUCGUACAAAUUUGCACUUAUUUGUAUAUUGCCAAAUUAAGAUUUAAGCAUUUUAUACAAAAUGAGUUUUACUUUUUCUUUUCACGUUGUAUGAUCUAAUAAUAGAUGAUUGAAUGACUUAAUAAAACGAUUAAACUUACUCAAUUCAGUGGAAUGUUUAUUCCUUUGAUGUUCCUUUAAAUCAAAUUCGGUUUCGAAACCCAUUUUACAAACACUGCACUUAUAUGGUAAUAAAAAUCCGUCUUUGGCAUCGUUCUCCUUAUGAUCCUGUUCGUGUUUGAAGAGCCAUUUAAAAUUGCUGUAUUCCUUCUCACAAUAUUUACACGUCGCUGUUUUUCCUUUAUCUAAAAUAGCAAGGCG